Mercurialis annua (annual mercury) is the source of this 923-nucleotide messenger RNA. Its product is annotated as 60S ribosomal protein L18a-like protein. The record is from RefSeq and is a predicted model, not a curated record. The transcript has 4 exons. Lineage: Eukaryota; Viridiplantae; Streptophyta; Magnoliopsida; Malpighiales; Euphorbiaceae. Bases 77 to 595 code for a protein of 172 amino acids.
UAAACUUGUUUGCUAGAUCUAAUCAACUUCACAAUCACAAACACAAAAUUCAAGUAGUCACUAAAAAUAAGUAAAAAUGGCUGACGAAGAGAAAGGAAACGCAGUGGUCGUCGAUCACCAGCACCACCGCCACCAUCAAGAAGUACCGCCACCACCGCCGCAAUAUGGCACUUUUCAAGGAGUAGCUAAUUAUCCUCCUCCUUUACCACCACACCAUCAGCAUCACCAUCACCAUCACCAUCAACAACAUCAGCCUGUUAUUGGCUUCCCGCAACCUGUCCCUCCUCCUGGUUCCACUGGCACUGCGCCUCCUGCCUAUGCUCAUGGCUACCAGACUGUCCAAGGUUAUGCUGUUACUGAUGGAAGACCUGUAAGACACGGUCGCCUUCCUUGCUGUGGCAUUGGUAUUGGCUGGCUUUUGUUUAUAACUGGGUUCAUUUUUGGUGCUAUCCCCUGGUAUAUCGGGCUAUUUAUUAUACUUUGUGCAAGGAUAGAUCCUCGAGAAAAACCAGGAUAUGUUGCUUGCACAAUCGCUGCCGUCCUUGCUACUAUUGCAAUCGUUCUUGGUGUAACAAAAGGAGCUGAUGACUGGUAGUCUUGGGGGCGACGACUUGUAUAGUUUGUAAAACGAAAGGCCCCACCUAAGUUGCAGAGACAUUAUCUGCAAAUUUGAAGACACAGAAGAUUGGCAUGGAAUCAUAUGAUUAUUUAAGGUAUUUAUAGGGUUUGCUUUGAACAGUAAAACUGCAGAUUCAUUAAGAAUUGGUUCUAAUUAUGGUUUAAUAAUACGGUUGUAAUUAUUGUACUCAACUAAAAAGGUGCUUUGAAUAUUUAGCUGUGAAAUCUCAGCGGACAUUAUAUUUGUGUAAUUAUUGUAAAUGUUGUUGAUCUCUUAAAAGACAGAAAAAUGAAUGUUUCCUGCU